This is a messenger RNA of Vavraia culicis subsp. floridensis, 887 nucleotides long. RefSeq lists its product as uncharacterized. The record is from RefSeq and is a predicted model, not a curated record. The transcript has a single exon. NCBI's taxonomy places the organism in Eukaryota, Fungi, Microsporidia, Pleistophoridae. Bases 1 to 792 code for a protein of 263 amino acids.
AUGUCUUUCAGAUCGCUAAACACGGCAGCUUAUCUAAACAUGUUCAAGAAAGCAAUAGCGAUACUAUUGGCGAAAAGAAAAAGUACUUCAUUCAAAUACGCUUCACUAACUGAACUAAGCCUCUUCACGAUAUUCCUCGUGCAAUGCAUAUCUAAAACUACACAGCAAAUUAAUGAUGUCUGCCAUCCACCCCUGGAAAUGCAGAAAAAAUACCAAAGGAUCAAUUCGCUCCUUGUGGAGAUAAAGGCAAAGCUGGAAAAGCUUCAGGCACAUUCGAACAACUUAAAACUAUUCAAUGUAAAGAUCAAGGCACUGAAUGAAGCGUUUAGAGAGUGCAAUUCAAUAAUUGAGAAUGACAAAAAGGAGAAUGAAACAAACUCUGUGGAAGAAGAAAUGGAAGAAUUCGAUGAUAUGAGCGAGUACGAAUAUAACACGAGCGUUACGCCCGAUAACAACAAUGCCUUGUGUAAUCCGAUGUAUGAUAACACGGAUCAAACAGCAUCUUUUAUUGCAGAAAGUGAACCGAUAGUGAAGAAACGUACCCUCCAGUCCAUUCUCCUUUACGCAUCAUCCCUUCUUUCUAAGGAUCAGAAAACGCAGCAAAAUCUCAAGAAAAUUGUGAAUUUGCUUCAUGAGCAGAAGGAGGUGAGCCUUAACAACAUAGUGACAGCAUGUGGAAUUCCUAAGUACAGGGCAGUCGAUAUCCUUGGGAAGUUGAGUGGUGCGCAACGACCGCUUGUCAGUAAGAGGUAUGAUAAAGAGUUUUUCUAUACCUUGGUUGAUGAUGAGUAGCGCGUCGCAUGCCAUUAUGAAGUGAAGCACAUAUCGAAAUCACAGGUCUUGUGAAUUUCGAAUGUUUUAACUAAAUUGCUGUAAUUUUCCACUAA